UACCUGCCGCUGACUGGCUCGCCGCUCACACUGACGUUAACUGUACAGGUGCAUUGUGGGACUUGGAGUUGUAGCAUUCAGGCUUCGCUUUCAAAUCAAAGAGGAAAGCCCUCUUAGGUAAUAUACUUUGUCGAUUGUAAACAACAGUUAGGUCUAGCGUGGACGCUGAGUGAUACACUUGUGAAAAAACUGAUUUUAUUUGGAUUACAUCUGCAUUACGUGAAUAAAAUCACUCCAUGUCCCAGUUGCACUGUGGCUCGUGUGCAGCUUCCUAACAGCUGAUGCACCAUAGCUGAUAGUCAGCGCAGGGAAAUUUAAGAGUUUUUAAGCUAUGGAGGUGCUCACCAAGCUGUGUUAGACAAACACACGGACAUGGAGGUACAAGCCGAGACUGCGGCGUGAAAUUUAGAUGUAUUUCCACGCUCCACGUCUUCAUAUGGUGAGCAGGGCACCUGUUCCUUGACAGCAUGGACAACGGCUGGUUUAUUGGACAAGAGAAGAUUUUGCUCUCAAGCUCUGAACAAGAUACAACAAUGUCUAGCUCUUGCAGAGUAUUUUCAAAACCCUGCGUGACCAUCAACCUGACUGACAUGCUACAGGGAGUUAAAAGUGGUUCAGAGAAGACGCCAAUUCCUAUCCGGCCACCAGGUCCCAGAUUCCCUUCACCAAAGCCCCAUGACCUCCACACCCCCUCUUGUGAGCCUAUGCCGAAAUCUAUCAUCCGACAACGGUCACAGUCUCUUCCACCUGUCACAGAUAAGAAGAGGCAAUACAGACAUACAGGGGUACGAUUUACUGACUCUUUGGGCCUAGACCUGGAGAAUAUCAAACUUUUUGAUUCGGGAGAGGAACCAUGUGUGCCACAUCAUGUUAGCUUUAGAUUGCUUAUGGCUGCAGAAAUGGCAGAUGGAACACACUUGGAGAUAUCCUUGCCUUAUUUAAAGCCACUUUUUGACCAACAGCCUGGCGAUCAUCCUGCAUUCUUGCAUCGACUCUGUAAGCGCAAAGUGUGCCUUGAGAGAGUCCUGUGUUUAGAACUCAGUGUGAUUGGAAUCGCCCAAGUGCUGAAUCUGGAUUUUGAGAAAGCUGUAACGGCCCGCUAUUCAUUUACGGAGUGGAAGAGCUGUGCAGAAACUAAGGCCUCGUGGGUGUCUACCAGCUCCAAGAUCUGUGAAGGAGGAGGUCAACUCAGUUGUGAUGUGUUUCAUUUCCACCUGCCCAUUCCUCCAUUCCUGCAGCCUGGAGCAGUGUUAGAGUUUGCCAUUCAGUAUAAGGUUUGUGGAGCCGAAUACUGGGACAACAACGAUGGAGAGAAUUAUAAGUUAGUUUGUCAUAACUACAAGCAUUCUGUUCCCAAAGAAUGUGAGGACAGUAUGGUUCACUUUUUUUAGGAUGCUGCCACAAAAAACACCAAGCACACUUAUUGAGAAUGUAUGACUUCUUUGUAAUUUUUGUAAAAUUAUAAUGCAAUCAAAUUAAUUUUUUUAUAACCCUAGAUUCAGAAUGAACUCUUAACUUCGGAGACUCACUAAAAGAGAAGUGGACACACUCAAUUAGUUUCUAACUACAGCUCCCAGUUAUAAUUUUUGUCUGUUUUCAUAGUGCACUUCACGUGGAAGCACUUUCAUGUCUGAAUGGAAAUUAAGCUCACUAAAUAUUAUUUUUUUUAUAUAUUAAGUGUAAAUGAAAGAGCCUUUGUUCAAUAUUUAUUUCACCAAAAAUAAAUUCCUAGUUUAACACUGGUAGGAAUUUGGUAAGUCAUGUUUUUAAAUUAUUUUUUCUGUUUAGAGAAACAUGUGGCACAUAAUUUUGUAAGCCAAACGUGGAAGAACGACUGCAGAAGUCAUUUAUAUUUUUUGUAUUUGCUAAUAACCACAAACAAUGUGCAAUUUUGUGUAAUAAAAA
This is a messenger RNA of Dunckerocampus dactyliophorus (ringed pipefish), 1905 nucleotides long. It is a transcript of the gene ppp1r3da, whose product is annotated as protein phosphatase 1, regulatory subunit 3Da. NCBI's taxonomy places the organism in Eukaryota, Metazoa, Chordata, Actinopteri, Syngnathiformes, Syngnathidae. The coding region runs from base 468 to 1391 and encodes 307 amino acids. Gene Ontology annotation, molecular function: glycogen binding; protein phosphatase 1 binding. The transcript is spliced from 2 exons. The record is from RefSeq and is a predicted model, not a curated record. Gene Ontology annotation, cellular component: protein phosphatase type 1 complex. Gene Ontology annotation, biological process: regulation of glycogen biosynthetic process.